AUGUCAGGACCGAGACCUGUAGUACUGAGCGGCCCAUCCGGCGCAGGGAAAAGCACUCUGCUCAAAAGGCUGAUGAAGGAAUACGACGGCGUGUUCGGGUUCAGUGUCUCACAUACAACCAGAAAUCCUCGUCCUGGAGAAGAAGAUGGCAGAGAUUAUCACUUCACCACCAGAGAGAAGAUGCAGGAAGGGAUCAACGACGGAGACUUUAUAGAGAACGCCGAGUUCUCGGGGAACAUGUACGGCACCAGUAAAUCCGCUGUGGAGGACGUCCAAGCUCAGAACCUGAUCUGCAUCCUGGAUGUCGACCUGCAGGGCGUGAAAAACAUCAAGCAGACUGACCUCAACCCCAUCUACAUCUCCAUCCAGCCUCCGUCCAUAGAGAUCCUGGAGCAGCGUUUGAGAGAUCGGCAGACGGAGACGGAGGAAACCUUACAGAAGCGUUUGGAGGCGGCUCGGAUGGACAUGGAGCUCAGUAAAGAACCAGGAGUCUUCGAUAUGGUGAUUAUUAACGAUGAUCUGGAUGAAGCCUACGAGAAGCUCAAACGUGCUCUUAUUGAGGAAAUUCAGAAGGUUCAAGAUGCCCAAAAGUAAGACAGAAAACAUUGAUCCUGUCGUCGUCAGAAUGGAUGUGCAGCCUUUCCUCAGCUUCUAGCAGACUGUCGGGAUGCAAAUCAGUCCAUUUCUAAUUAUAUUUAUUUAUUGUAUUUAUUUAAACAUGAUCAUCCCCACAUCACAUAAAUGGUUUGUUCAGGCUUUCACAUAAUUAAUAUAACUUUUUUAUAUGAAAUGAGUCUGGUAUGCUAAU
Molecule: messenger RNA, 808 nt
Organism: Trichomycterus rosablanca
Lineage: Eukaryota; Metazoa; Chordata; Actinopteri; Siluriformes; Trichomycteridae
Gene: guk1b
Product: guanylate kinase 1b
Exons: 7
Coding region: 1-594 (197 amino acids)
Biological process (GO): purine nucleotide metabolic process
Cellular component (GO): cytosol
Molecular function (GO): GMP kinase activity
Source: RefSeq, a predicted model, not a curated record